This is a messenger RNA of Elgaria multicarinata webbii, 6843 nucleotides long. It is a transcript of the gene STARD13, whose product is annotated as StAR related lipid transfer domain containing 13. Gene Ontology annotation, molecular function: GTPase activator activity; protein binding; lipid binding. The transcript has 14 exons. NCBI's taxonomy places the organism in Eukaryota, Metazoa, Chordata, Lepidosauria, Squamata, Anguidae. The record is from RefSeq and is a predicted model, not a curated record. Gene Ontology annotation, biological process: signal transduction; actin cytoskeleton organization; regulation of Rho protein signal transduction. The coding region runs from base 660 to 3671 and encodes 1003 amino acids.
UGUGUUGCAAAAUUCACAGUGUGUUUUGCCAUCUGUUCUCGUUAAGAUAGGGAAAUGUUGUAUACCAUUGACUAGGUUCUUCAGGCUUGAAGGUCAGAGCUCUCUUGUCAUUACUUCUCAGAGUUAUUGAUUUGACUACGCGGUUGACUUUCAUGUGCACCUCAUUAAGAUGAGUAAUUGUUUCCCAAGUUUCAAGUGGAGAAGCAGGUCUUUUCAUGGCAUAAUUGCAUGAUUUACUCUGUGCAGCUAGUGGUAAGAGAAAUGGUUUACACAGGAUCCAGCUGUGAGUUUUCAUUUCUUGAGGAACAGAAGGCGGGACUAGAAACCAACCUAAAGCCAGGCAGGGCAUUGAUCAGACCAGAAAUGAUGUAGAGCACAGCCCUGCGGAAAGCACUGUGGAAAUAUUAGCUGGCAGAGAUAACCAAAAGGAAACGCUCAGUGGCAGAGUGAAACCAUCUGUCAGAUUCUGAACAGUUCCUCUCAAUAAGCAGAAAAUGAAGUAAAGAAGAGAUCUUGUUUCAAGGAACAGCAAAGCCUUAGGAUAUUUGUAUACAAAAAAUUGAAGCAAAGGAGGCCUGUGACUGGUUGCGAGCUGCCGGAUUUCCACAGUAUGCACAACUGUAUGAAGACGACUGAACACACUGAACAAGUGCGCCUCAAUGAAACUCGAUGUAAACCUCCAAAGGAAAAAGAGCGAAGACUCUGAUGAAGAAGAUCUUUGUGCCAUCAGUAACAAAUGGACUUUCCAAAGGACAAGCCGAAGGUGGUCUCGGGUGGACAACAUUGAUACCUUCAUUCAUCAGACAGACAAACAUGGGUCCCCGGGGGACAUUAAAAUGAAAAUCACCACCAGUAGCGAAAGUGUGCUUACCGAUCUGAGUGAGCCUGAAGUCUCAUCAAUUCACAGUGAGAGCAGUGGGGGAAGUGACCACAGGAGCCAGUCUGGGGUCAGCGGCCUUCUGAGGGAGACAUUUGACUGUUCAGGACAACACUGUGCAGAAAACAUUCUUGCGCAUGAUGCUGCAUCAAUUGGUAGUACCCCUCCCCAGCUUCCAGAAGACUCUCUUAACCUUGGGAAUGAAAAAACAACACGAACCAGAGCCAAAACGUUUCUAAAGCGCAUGGAGACACUAAAAACCAAAGGUGCACAUGGGAAAUUAAAAGGCUCUGGAAGGACUAGUGGCUUAGUAAUAAGUAGACCUAUGCUUCAGCAUGAGCCCAAAAGCUUAAAGGACAUGCAAUGUGUGCAGAUUGGGAAUGGGGACCUCCAAAAUAUAACAGUCCAAGACACAGUCAAACAAGGGUUUUCCUUCUCUGUUAAAUCCAGCAAUGACAGUAGCCAAUCAGAGAUUAGCAGUAGUGGCAUUAGCACCCCUUCCUUAAAGGAACGUAAAUAUCAUGAAGCAAAUAAACGAGGUGGCAUGUACUUGGAGGACCUGGAUGUCCUUGCAGGAGCAGCUCUGAGGCAAGUGAUGGAUCAAAAUCGUAGAAAUGAAUUCCAUUCCCAAGAGAACCUAGUUGUCCAUAUUCCUAAAGACCACAAGCCCGGGACAUUUCCUAAGGCACUUUCCAUUGAAAGCCUCUCUCCCACCGACAACAGUGUGAACUGGAGGACAGGCAGCAUUUCGUUAAGCAACAAGACCUGCUCAACGCCUAAAGAGGCCAGUCCCCUCGCUUCCUGUCCAAAGGAGAGCCGUGUCAGCAUUUAUGACAAUGUUCCAGGUUCUCAUUUAUAUGCCAGCACUGGAGAUCUUCUGGACUUGGAAAGAGAAAACCUUUUUCCUCACCUGGAUGACAUUUUGCAACAUGUCAAUGGGCUUCAAGAAUCUGUAGAUGACUGGUCCAAAAAUAUAUUGCCAGAACUGAAAAACAAUGCUUUAUCAAUUGGUGAGUGUGGGUCUUUAGCAUUCCAGUCAACAGCUAAGAUUUCAUUAGACUUUGAACAGAACUCUGUAUCUGAUGGCCGGACAACACCUAGUGAUAUGGAUAGAGAUGGGACAUCUCUCAAUGAAUCAGAAGCUACUGGUGUCAGGGACAGAAGAGACUCUGGUGUUGGAGCAUCUCUCACCAGGCCAAACAGGCGAUUACGUUGGCAUAGUUUCCAGAUCUCUCACCAACUGAGCCAUUCCAUAGGAUCAUUGCAGAUCAGCAGUCAGUCAGCUGCUCAAUUAAAUCUGCUGCAAAAAUUUUCUCUGCUUCGCCUUACUGCCAUCAUGGAAAAAUACUCCAUGUCAAACAAGCAUGGCUGGACAUGGGCUGUACCAAAAUUCAUGAAGAGGAUGAAAGUUCCAGACUACAAGGAUAAGAACAUCUUUGGUGUGCCUUUAAUAGUCCAUGUGCAAAGAACUGGGCAACCCCUUCCACAGAGCAUACAACAAGCCCUGCGCUUUUUACGCAACAAUUGUCUGGAUCAGGUGGGCCUCUUCCGAAAGUCAGGUGUGAAAUCUCGAAUACAGGCCCUACGACACAUGAAUGAAAGCUCCCCUGAGAAUGUCAGCUAUGAAGACCAGUCAGCAUAUGACGUGGCGGAUAUGGUAAAGCAGUUUUUCAGAGACCUCCCAGAGCCUCUUCUCACUAGCAAGCUAGGAGAAACUUUCCUCCAUAUCUAUCAAUAUGUUCCAAAAGAACAGCGGCUUCUGGCAGUUCAAGCUGCCAUAAUGUUAAUGUCCGACGAAAACAGGGAGGUUCUGCAAACCCUCCUAUGUUUCCUCAAUGAUGUCACGUCUGUGGAAGAGAAUCAAAUGACUCCCAUGAAUAUAGCUGUGUGUCUGGCACCUUCUCUUUUUCACCUCAAUAUAGUAAAGAAAGAAAGCUCACCACGAGUAAUACAGAAGAAAUACGCAACAGGGAAGCCAGAUCAGAAAGAUCUCAGUGAAAACCUGGCAGCUACUCAGGGACUUGCACACAUGAUAACAGAAUGUGAUAAACUUUUUGAGAUCCCGCAUGAGAUGGUAACGCAGUCUCGGAAUUCCUAUGUUGAAGCUGAAGUGCAUUCUCCUACUCUGGAGGAACUGGGCAAGCAAAUGGAGGAAGAAGGUGGGAGUUACCAGACCUUUCUUGAAAGUCUUACGCAGAACCUCUGUAAAGAAGCUAAGGAGAAAUUCAAAGGAUGGGUCACUUGUUCCAGCAUGGAAAGUACAGAACUCUGCUCCAAAAAGGUUGGAGAUGGAAAUCCUUUAAGGCUAUGGAAGGCUUCUGUAGAAGUUGAGGCUCCUCCAUCUGUUGUAUUGAACCGUGUGCUAAGAGAACGGCACCUUUGGGAUGAGGAUUUCUUGCAAUGGAAAGUCAUUGAAACCUUAGAUAAGCAGACUGAGAUCUACCAGUACGUUUUGAAUAGUAUGGCUCCCCAUCCGUCUAGAGACUUUUUAAUCCUCAGAACAUGGAGAACAGACUUGCCGAAGGGAACGUGCAUAUUAGUGGCUGUCUCUGUAGAACAUGAAGAAGCCCCUCUGAUGGGAGACGUGCGAGCAGUGGUUAUGGAUUCUCAGUAUUUAAUAGAGCCUUGUGGCUCUGGGAAAUCUCGCUUGACACACAUCUGCAGGGUUGACCUCAAAGGUCAUUCAUUAGAGUGGUACAAUAAAGGCUUUGGACAUCUUUGUGCAGCUGAAGUUGCCAAUAUCAGGAAUUCAUUUCAACCCCUGAUUGCUGAGGGACCAGAAACAAAAAUCUGAGUGUUGGAGACCCUGCAUGUAUGGAGUUCCAUAUAUGCACUAGAGUCACAGGAUUUCAGCCUACAUUUGUGCAAUAACUGAGCAAGGAUUGUUUUGAAGGUUCUGCCAUUGCCUGGAAAUAUCACUCCCUUACCCCAUAUCCAGCAUCUAUUGAUUUACUUCACUGCAGAACAUUUUUUUAAAGAAUUUAUACAGGCUUUAAAAGAAGCCUUUGCUUGUGUAUGGCAAAAUUAUAUUUAAAAGCUUCUGAGAAGCUUAUUUUACAGUGUAAAUAAGAAAUCUAAAUAUUGUAUAUACUUUGCUAUGUAUAGUAUCUAUCUAUCUAUAUAUGUAUAUAUAAUAUUAAGUUUUGUAUAUAAGCUGGUGCUUUCUAUAAGAAAUUAUAUGCAUCCGUUUAGAAUUAUUUUCACUCUAUUAGAUCUCAGUAUCUCCCAGCUUUUGUUAACAGUGUUUGCUAUUAUUGCAAUGCUCUGAGACCAUCAGUGUGAUGAUUGGCAAUAAGGGGUGUACUGGAUGCCAUGUUUACACUGUGCAAACAUGGAUUCCAUGUUUGCACAGUGUAUAAAGAGAUGCAUGAAGAUGGACGAAGGAAGGUUGAGAAGAAGCUGUUAAGAGGAGAGAGAAUCAUAUGCUCAAAAGUAAGGAACAAUGGAAUAUUGGUCUAGCUAGACAGCCUGUAAUCUGGGCGCAUUAUAAUUUGGUAAACAAUAAUUUACAGUGGCCUGUAGAAAGUCAGAAAACUAUGGUGAGAGAUAAGGAUGUAUGGAUUUUAUUAAAUCCAUUCCAUUUUUUGUUCUAUCGUCUGCUCAUAGAAUUUUGUUGGUUUGUUUUUACGGAUGUAUAAAAAUGUCAUUCCACUUGCACAGCAGAUUUACACUGAUGCACAAUAGUGCUAGUGCGAAUUUGCACAAAUCUCCCCCCACUCAAAAAAAAGUUUAAAAACGGCCUGCAGGUUUAUGUUACUCAGAAAAAGCCAACCCACUGUUGGAUCUGUAGGUCAGAUUCAUAAAAAUGCGAACUCAUUUGUAUCAGGUGCAUAUUUUUCUGACUUCCCUAAUUGCAGACCAGAAAACAUACCAGUUGCCUUAAGUAAUAGAGUCGUGAAAGUCAUUGGCUCAACUGAAAGCUCACUAUUUGCAAUAAUCGUAUUUGUUGGACUAAUGGGCUAAUCCUUAGACUUACCACACUAACAAAUAAAUGCAUAUAAUGUGGUGAACCAACUGUUGCACCUACAUGUAACCUUACAUAGCUAUUGCUUACCAAAAACCAGUAACCAUUGCUUAGGAUUCAAAUGUAAGGAUGGGCAUUCAAACUAUUCAUGCCAGAACCUUGGUGUCUGUAGGGCUAUUCUAGAGCAAACAAUAAUUAAUUUAAAGCUUGUGUUUUGAGAUCCUGUCUGAAGAUUUGGUGUCCCUCCCAGCAGGUGAAGAUUUUCAUCUUGAUUCAAAGGAAAUGACUCCUGGUUAUAUUUCACUGAAAUUAAUGAGACUUGAGUUAGUCAUUGCUACGGCUAACACAAAAAUGAGCAGCCCAGAGAUCGUUGUGCAAUGGGAUGGCCUAUAAAUAACAUACAUAAAUAAUAAAUGUUGCAAUGUCCUAGUUCUCAAUACAAAUCCUGGCAACUCGUAAUGGCUGACCUCCUAUCCAUGGCAAGCAUUAUGAGCCCAUAGUUCUUCUCUAGAUUGGGCUAUAAUCCAAAGCUGGACAAGAACUCCUUCCUACCUCCCACUCCCACCUACACACUUAACUGGCUGCAGGUGUUGAAAUGGCAGCAGAGGCAGGGAGGAGAGGUCUCUACCGACUUCUCUGGUCCCCUGCAAUGACACCUCCUCAGGUAUUAGGAAAUAUAGUUUUUGGGGGGUCCUGACAUCUAAGUAGCUGCUGUAGCAGUAUUCCAAGAGCAUGAAAGUAGGGAGACUCCUCCCUCCUUAUUACUGCAGAAGUAGCAACCACAGCCACAAGUAUGUAAGGGCAAGAAAUGAGAGACCUUCCAAAGCAAUGAUAACUAGGUAAGGAAGCUUGACUUCAUCAUGCCCCCAAUGAUGGGGAAUGUGAUGGAGCAUAAACUGGGCACAGCAAUAACUAUACUAUUUUUCAGCUAUUUAAGAAAAUAGCUCAGAUGGCUGAGCCCAUGACAAUCAAGCUCGGAGACGCUAGGUUGCGUUGUUGAUUUUCAUGAGACUUGAUGACAACUAACUUCCUCUGUGCUGGCAGGUGUACCAACAGCAAUGCCAAUACGUCACUAGAAAUGAUGGUAGAGACUAGAUUACUGGUUUAAAGAAAAUAUUACACAUCAAUUGACAACCAAACAUUGCUCUUAGCAAUGAUAGGCACCUUCAAACAACUUUUUAUUGUUAAUAAUGGACUUAAAGUACUUAAUUUAGAAAUCUUGCCUGCAUAAUCACAAGCUAUUACGCCCUUUGUAGCAAAAAUUAUGUUGAGCGGUGUUUCUACCUACAGAAUAUCCACACAAUAGGGGCUAGAUCUCUAACAACACAAUCCCAUGCAUGUCUACUCAGAUGUAAGCUCCAUUGAAUUCAAUGGGUCUUAAUCCAAGGUAAAUGUGUAUAGGAUUGCAACCUUAAUAAGCUUUUUAACACUGAACUUUUUUAAAAUAAGUUUUUAUAAGGUGCAUCAUAAAUUGAAAAGGACUAAUAAGAAAUAAUCUCUGGGAAGUGCUAGUAACAAUGUUGUGGGUUUUCUUAUCCUGUCUAGGAUGGCAUUGUGCUUUGGUCUUGAAUGCUUUGGCUUUUUCAGGAUGUUCAUUUGUUCUCUGCUGGUAUUCUAGAGUGGUCGCCUAAGGGUCCAUUGGAUAGUACAUAUGCAAGGACUACUUAUAUUCAUAAAUGGGGAAAUGCUUUAAAACCAAUAAUUAUUUUGAAAUAAUUUAUGGAGAACAGGGUGUUUUAAUAUUAAUAAUAAAAAUUAAGCUAGCAUAGAACAAAAAAAUACAAUUUAAUUUAAAACAUGCCAUUAUUUUCAUACAGAUUAAAGUCAGGGUCAUUCUGGCAUUCUUUGCAUCACUGUACAAGUCUGUUUAGUCAGGCCACAAUUCUACACACACAUACCUGGGAGCAAGCCACAUUGAACUCAGUGGGGCUUGCUUCUGAGUAGACAUGCAUGGGUAAGAUCCAAUGUUAUGUGAGUGAAUUUUCACUUGUCCAAUGGGGCC